AAUAUUAUUUGCAAUGGAUGACGACUUAAAUAUUGAUAUGUUUAAUAAUAGACUGAAUAUCGCAGUGCUUAAUAAUGGAAUUAAUAUUGGCAUGCUUAAUUUUAUUAUAAAUGAUAUGGUCAAUCCCUUGCCAGAAAAUGAAAUAAUCGCAUGAUGUAAUGAAAGACCAAAAAAUAAAAAUUAUUAUAUUUUGAAGACUAUUCCGAGAUAUGCAUACAAUUUCUAGAACACUUUCGUAUGUCGCGAGUUACAUUUGAGGCAUUAUUAAACGUAGUAGCACCUUUACUAAAUCCGGAAGAAUAUGUAGAUGUAAGCCCAUCAAAGAAAUUACUAUUUACAAUAUGGGUUUUGGCCAAACAAGAAAGUUUUUUAGCUACAGGUGACAGAUUUGGUUUAGCAAAAUCUAGUGGUCACAAUAUUUUUAAAAGUGUUAUAACUAUUUUGUCAGAUUUAAUGCCUCUCUAUGUUAAAUGGCCAGAUGCCAACGAAUGUCAAAUAUCCAGCAAUAUUUUUGGGAAUCGUUUGCGUGGUUUCCAAAGGGUUAUAGGUGUAAUUGAUGGUUGCCACGUCCCAUGUAAACAGCCAGUAAGAAAUCCAUAUGAUUAGUAUAAUCGCAAAGGGUCUCAUUCCAUUAUAUUACAAGGGGUAUGCGAUCAUAGGGGAAAAUUUAUAGAUUGCUUUAUUGAUUUGCCAGGUAGAAUGCAUGAUGCAAGAGUAUUCAGACAAAGUCCAUUAUUUGAAAAUAUGUCGAAUGUAAGGUUACGU
Messenger RNA from Mycetomoellerius zeteki, 765 nucleotides. RefSeq lists its product as uncharacterized. Bases 238 to 606 code for a protein of 122 amino acids. The transcript is spliced from 4 exons. NCBI's taxonomy places the organism in Eukaryota, Metazoa, Arthropoda, Insecta, Hymenoptera, Formicidae. The record is from RefSeq and is a predicted model, not a curated record.